This is a messenger RNA of Oncorhynchus nerka (sockeye salmon), 3876 nucleotides long. RefSeq names its product probable G-protein coupled receptor. The record is from RefSeq and is a predicted model, not a curated record. Lineage: Eukaryota; Metazoa; Chordata; Actinopteri; Salmoniformes; Salmonidae. The coding region runs from base 529 to 1824 and encodes 431 amino acids. Gene Ontology annotation, molecular function: G protein-coupled receptor activity. Gene Ontology annotation, cellular component: signaling receptor complex; endosome; plasma membrane. The transcript has 2 exons. Gene Ontology annotation, biological process: G protein-coupled receptor signaling pathway.
CUGCCAUACACAGUGAUAGAGUGAAAGGAGGAGGGUUGAGAGAGAUAAAGGGCAUCCUCUCACAUCUAUCAGGGACUUAGACACUAUCCUGAGGGAAGUGAAGUGAUCAACAGCUUCUACACACCAUCUCUUACACUAGUGUCCCUCUGUUACCACAGCCUGGUUUGGACCAGGGAUAUUCCCUCUGGAGUACACCUAUAAUAGACACUGAACUUCAAAACCUCUGGACAACCCACUCUGGCUACCUCUACCUGGAACCCUCACCAGUGUGGAACUUGUCCUGCUCAUCCAGUGGAAAUACCCACUGUAACUGGUCUACUAGGACUUUUUCAGGUCUACUCAUCUGAGGUUUCCUCACUAAAACAACCCUUGGGAUAUCCAGAAAGUACGACUCAAAAAAGUAUUAUUUCUUUCUUUGAAUUGGACUGGACAUAUCAUCUAAUAUUAUGGGACAUAUCCUAAAAAGAGGAGAAAGUAAAUAUUGCAAUGGGGCCUGCUGCUGUAAUGAUGACUAGUCUUCUGUGAACUAUGGAGAAGUCUGGUCCGAUGCUGGCUUCUACUCCUAAUCGCACAGGGGCCAACCUCACAACCAGCCUAUGGGGACCCAACCCCACAGUUCCUGCAGAGGUGGGGGUGGUCACCGGCUCCCAGUCUCAGAUCAAGGAUCUGAUUGGGCUGUUUGCAAUGGUGACCCUUAACCUCAUCGCCCUAUUGGCUAACACUGGAGUCAUGGUGGCCAUAGCCCGCGCCCCUCACCUGAAGAGGUUUGCCUUUGUGUGCCACCUGUGUGCAGUGGACCUGCUGUGUGCCAUCCUCCUCAUGCCUCUGGGCAUCAUCUCUAACUCGCCCUUCUUCGGCACUGUGGUGUUCACCGUGCUGGAGUGCCAGGUCUACAUCUUCCUCAACGUGUUCCUCAUCUGUGCCUCCAUCCUCACCAUCACCGCCAUCAGUGUGGAGCGUUACUACUACAUUGUCCAUCCCAUGCGCUACGAGGUGAAGAUGAGCAUCAACCUGGCCAUUGGCGUCAUGCUCUUCAUCUGGGUAAAGUCCAUCCUGCUGGCCCUGGUCACCCUGUUUGGCUGGCCUGCCUACGGGGCCCACAGCUCCAUCGCUGCCAACCACUGCUCCCUCCACUGGAGCCACAGUCGGCUGAGGAAGGUGUUCGCUGUGCUCUUCAGCGUGAUGUGUUUCCUGCUACCCGCCGUGGUCAUCUUCGCAGUCUACUGUAACGUGUACAAGGUUGCACGCUCGGCCGCCCUGCAGCACACACCCACACCUACCACAUGGGCCUCGUCCAACCCGGCCAAACGUCCCAACCGUUCUGACUCCAUCAACAGCCAGACAACCAUCAUCACAACCACCCGCAGCCUGCCCCACAGACUAUCCCCUGAGAUGGCCUUCAGUGGAGGUAAGGCUGCCCUCACCCUGGUGAUCAUUGUGGGUCAGUUCCUGCUCUGCUGGCUGCCUUACUUCUCCUUCCACUUGCACCUGUCGUUCAGCUCAUCCCUGCAGAGCCCCGGAGAUGUGGAGGAGGCUGUUACCUGGCUGGCCUACUCCUCCUUCGCUGUCAACCCUUUCUUCUAUGGCCUGCUCAACAGGCAAAUCAGGGAGGAGCUGGUCAAGUUCCGGCGCUGCUGCUCCUCCAGGCCGGUGGAGCUGGGUACCUCCAGCCACGAGGGCUCCCUGCAGGAGAACUUCCUCCAGUUCAUUCAGAGGUCCAGCAACACGGCCGAAACUCGCUCCAGCGGCGCCAACUCCAGCCCCAGGAACACUCUGGACCAGGGGGUCAGGAUCCCUGGACAGAUACCAGAGGAGCAUGGCUAAACACAAUGGACAACACACUUCAAUAUGGACUAUUAAGAUUGACAGCCCUCUAUUCUCGUAGCACCCAGAGUUUGUGACCUGACCAAGACAAACUCUGGGGCCUAGUUAACGCAAAAUGGCCCUGUGGUUUUUCUGAUCCGGUUAAAUGCUCAGAAAAAUACUAUACUUCAUGUAUGCCUCUGAGUAAGGGCUUAUUAUUUAUUGGUAUAAUGGGAUAUAUUCAGGUAAUGUCUCCAACACAAGAUCAUAGUGUUGUUGUUUUAAUGUGAAAUAUAAAAUUAUUGUUACAGAAUUUCAUUGACAUUACCCUUUACUGUUGUUUCAUUACAAAACUUUAUGUAAAAAUGUAUGAUUAUUUGAUGAUUAGUUUGUAUGAAUUAUAUGUUGUGAAAUAACAUUUAUUUGAGUUUACUGAUGUUUCCAAUGAACAGUGAGGAAUGCUGUAGGAAUACUGAUAUUUUCACCUUUUACAGCGGCCAUGUAAAGGUUCUUAUUAACGUUCUAUCGAUAACACAUUAUUUAAAUAAAGUGACAAGCAUCGGUACAAUAGUAACAAAAUCAAUUCAUCUUUUCUAAUAAUUCUAUCCAUCCUACAGUGAAAAACAAUGUGUCAUGUGUAAGUAUAUACAGUUGAAGUCGGAAGUUUACAUACACUUAGGUUGGAGUCAUUAAAAACUCCUUUUCAACCACUCCACAAAUGUCUUGUUUAACAAACUAAAGCUUUGGCAAGUCGGUUAGGACAUCUACUUUGUGCAGGACACAAGUCAUUUUCCCAACAAUUCCAACAACAACAAUUCCAACAAAUUUUUCCAACAAUUGUUUACAGACAGAUUUCACUUAAUUUAAAAUGCACUGUCUCACAAUUCCAGUGGGUCAGAAGUUUACAAACACAAUGUUGACUGUGCCUUUAAACAGCUUGGAAAAUUCCAAAAAAUGAUGUUAUGGCUUUAGAAGCUUCUGUUAGGCUAAUUGACAUAAUGUGAGUCAAUUGGUGGUGUACCUGUGUAUGUAUUUCAAGGCCUACCUUCAAACCCAGUGCCUCUUUGCUUGACAUCAUGGGAAAAUCCAAAGAAAUCAAGACCUCAGGAAAAAAAAUUGUAGACCUCCAUAAGUCUGGUUCAUCCUCGGGAGCCAUUUCCAAAUGCCUGAAGGUACCACGUUCAUCUGCACAAACAAUAAUAGUACGCAAGUAUAAACACCAUGGGACCACGCAGCUGUCAUACCGCUCAGGAAGGAGACGCCUUAUGUCUCCUACAGAUAAAUGUACUUUGGUGCGAAAAGUACAAAUCAAUCCCAGAACAAAAGCAAAGGACCUUGUGAAGAUGCUGGAGGAAACAGGUACAAAAGUAUCUAUAUCCACGGAAAAACUAGUCCUAUAUCGGCAUAACCUGAAAGGCCGCUCAGCAAGGAAGAAGCCACUGCUCAAAAACCACCAUAAAAAAGCCAGACUACGGUUUGCAACUGCACAUGGUGACAAAGAGCGUACUUUUUGGAAAAAUGUCCUCUGAUCUGAUGAAACAAAUAGAACUGUUAGGCCAUAAUGACCAUCGUCAUGUUUGGAGGAAAAAGGGGGAGGCUUGCAAGCCAAAGAACCUGAUCUUAACCGUCAAGCACGGGGGUGGCAGCAUCAUGUUGUUGAGGUGCUUUGCUGCAGGAGGGACUGGUGCCCUUUACAAAAUAGAUGGCAUCAUGAGAUGGCAUCAAUGACCCCAAGCAUACUUCCAAAGUUGUGGCAAAAUGGCUUAAGGACAACAAAGUGAAGUUAUUGGAGUGGCCAUCACAAAACCCUGAACUCAAUCCUAUAGAAAAGUUGUGGGCAGAACUGAAAAAGCGUGUGCGAACAAGGAGGCCUACAAACCUGACUCAGUUACUCCAGCUCUGUCAGGAGGAAUGGGCCAAAAUUCUCCCAACUUAUUGUGGGAAGCUUGUGGAAGGCUACCAGAAACGGUUGACCCAAGUUAAACAAUUUAAAGGCAAUGCUACCAAAUACUAAUUGAGUGUAUGUAAACUUCUGACCCACUGGAAAUGUGAUGAAAGAAAUAAAAACUGAAA